Messenger RNA from Aureobasidium vineae, 814 nucleotides. NCBI's taxonomy places the organism in Eukaryota, Fungi, Ascomycota, Dothideomycetes, Dothideales, Saccotheciaceae. The record is from the annotation of a GenBank genome assembly.
AUCGACAGCAAUCAUGACCGCUACCAGCUCUUCACCCGAGGUUCCUAAGAGACCCAAGGUCGCAUGGCANGGUAUCCUGAAGAACAACAGCUCGUACAUGGGCGAGAACCUCUCCCAAGGNCCCCCGUCGCCAACCAACACACAUUCCGCGUUCCACACCGACACUCCCAACCACCUCGACCGCCCCGCCAUGAACCGCGAAAUGUCCGAGAAAGAGGUUGUUCAGAUGAACACUGAAAUCAACGCCGGCGGCCGUCGCAACUCGUCGAAUCCUCGCAGCAACAUCUCGCGUCGCCAGUCGGCUGCUGAUGGAAGCCACGAAGCAGAGCACCCGUCGCCGAGGCUGAAGUGGGAUGAGGGUAACCUGUUCCUCAACGAGAGCCAGAUGGGUGGUAAGAUGAAGAUCGACGAACCAAAGACACCUUACGUUGGUCGCUACGACCCUGACGAGGACGAGGAGCCACAAAACAUCAAUCCUGAUGACUUGAUGGUCGACGAGCUCGACAAGGCCAAGGUGCUUGAAGGCGAUGGCUCUAGCAAGAGGAAGCCUCGUGAGGUUGAUAUCCCUGAUCUCGACCUUGGAGAGCCUGAGCAAGACACGCUUGAGCGCAGACACAGUGACUCGGAGAAGAGAGUCAUGGUCGACCCUGACCAAAUGGACAUUGACGGCGCAAGACACGGCGAGACACCCGAAAACAUUCCUCAGGAGGAGAGAGAGAAGCAUGAGAAGUUUGAGAACAUGAGGAAGAAGCACUACGAGAUGCACAACAUUAAGAACUUGCUUGGACAUGGUGCUGAGGAGCUUGAUGACGAG